This is a messenger RNA of Ahaetulla prasina, 2755 nucleotides long. Its product is annotated as zinc finger protein OZF-like. The coding region runs from base 350 to 1663 and encodes 437 amino acids. Gene Ontology annotation, molecular function: DNA-binding transcription repressor activity, RNA polymerase II-specific. The transcript is spliced from 2 exons. NCBI's taxonomy places the organism in Eukaryota, Metazoa, Chordata, Lepidosauria, Squamata, Colubridae. Gene Ontology annotation, biological process: negative regulation of transcription by RNA polymerase II. The record is from RefSeq and is a predicted model, not a curated record.
UCUCCCUCCGGCCUCCAGGUCUCCCCUCCUCCCAGAAGAUCCUCUCUCCGCCAGGAGGAAGGGAGCUGCGGAUCCCGCUCUUCGGCUCGCAGGGUUUCCUCGCAGAGAUCCGGUUCUGCAGGGUUGCCUGCAGGGAGCGGAUCCCUCCCUUCCCUCCAGGGGGGCAAAGGGGGCUCCGUCCCCGGACUGGAUCUGCCCCCUCCACACCCGGCAAAGGCUCCCCGGGGGGGGGGGCUCCGGGUGAAUCCGCUGAGGAGUUUGGGAAAACAACUGUGACCAAAGAUUUACCUGCAAGUCAGCUAUCAACCGAUAAUAGAAAUUCAGCCCAAGGCAGUAGCCAAGGGAAAGCAUGAAGCGUGGGAAACUCUUGGCUCCCCCAUCACACAAAAGCAGCCGUCCAAGAAUGCCCAAACGAACCCAUGGAUGCUCAGUGUGUGGGAAAUCCUUUGCUCGCAAGUCCCUCCUUAUGACCCACAGGAAGGUCCAUGUGGGAACUGGAUCCAGUCAAGGUUUGAAGGGUGAGAAAUUUUUCUCUGGGAAAAAUAAUCUCAGAAGCUCCCCUAGACUAAUACCCUAUAAAUGUGUAGAAUGUGACUUAUGCUUUAGUCGAAAGUCUGACCUUCUUACACAUCAGAAAAUCCACACUGGAGAGAAGCCUUAUGAAUGUCUGGAAUGUGGGAAAUCUUUUCUUCAAAUAGGAGGCCUCAGAAUCCACGAGAGAAUUCACACAGGGGAGAAACCUUCCAAGCGUUGGGAAUGUGGGAAGAGAUUUCCUCAGAAUGCACAGCUUUGGUCCCAUGAGAAGACGCAUGUAGGAAUAAAAUCUUACAAGUGCUUUGACUGUGGAAAAUAUUUCACCCAGAGUUCAGGACUUCGGAGACAUCAGAAAACACACACAGGGGAGAAAAAUGAAAAAUGCCUUGAAUGUGGGAAAUGUUUUACCCUGAAAUCAAACCUGGUACAACAUCAGAGACGUCACACUGGAGAGAGACCCUACGAAUGCCCAGAAUGUGAGAAACAAUUUGUGUAUUCUUAUGAACUUCAGAGACACCAGAAGUGGCACAAAGGGGACCUACCCCAUAAAUGUGGGGAGUGUGGGAAAAGUUUUAUUUCUCCAGCCCAUGUUCAGAUUCAUCAGCGAAUCCACACGGGGGAGAAACCCUACAAAUGUGGGGAGUGUGGGAAAUGCUUUUCCCAAAAACAACACCUUGGACGUCAUCAAACCUUCCACACAGGAGAGAAGCCAUACAAAUGCGUAGAAUGUGGAAAAUUAUUUGUAGACAAGCGCGGCCUUUGGAGUCAUCACAAAACCCACACAGGGGAGAAGCCACAUCAAUGCAACGACUGUGGAAGAUUUUAUAGUACCUCAUCAGCCCUUAAAAGUCAUGUAAAAAUUCACACAGGGGAAAAAAACUACAAAUGUUUAGAUUGCGGGAGAACAUUUGCUCAUUCUUCUUCCCUUAGGAGUCACAGCCGAAUCCAUACAGGAGAGAAACCCCACAAAUGCUCAGAGUGCGAUAAAUGUUUUUCUCGGAAAGAUUCCCUUGUGAUGCAUCAGCGAAUCCACACUGGAGAGAAACCCUACAAAUGUCUGGAAUGUGGGAAAUGUUAUUUCCAUCCUUCAACACUUCGCGUGCACAUCCGAAAUCACACAGGAGAGUAGCCUCACAAGAGUGUGAGAAACCUUUUCCUAGUAAAUCAAAGCUAAGAUAAAUCUCUUCAGCUGUGAACAACAUUGGGAGCACUUUUUUUUCAACAGUCACAUCUUAACAUUUAUCAGGAACUUCACAGUGACAGAAGUAAUGAUAAUAAAUGUUGAAGAUGACGACACAAAAAUGUUGUACCCAGAUGAUACACAAAUUGAUCAGUGAUGUACAGGAAUGAUAAAAGAGAUGUAAUCACAAAACAAAAAAUUUGAAAUGAAGAUGUACGUAAAUAGAAAAUUGGGAUUGCCCGAAUACCAUUCUAGAUUGAACUGAUAAUGGAAACAAGGGAGUGGAAAAGGAGAGAGGAGAAGGGAGGAAAGGAGAGGAAGAAAAGGCAGGAGAAAGAAGAGUAGGAGAGAGGGUUAGAAAGGGAAGAAGAAGAGAGGAGUUGUGGAGGGGGAGAGGAAGUAGGAGAGGAAAGAAGGGGAGGGGAGGAACAAAGAAAGUAGAAAGAGACACAAGAAGGAAGGGAAGGGAAGAAGAAGAAAGGUUGUAGUAAAAUAAAGGAGAGGAAAUGGUAAAAGAGCAGCCCCGAACAGUUAAAAAUGAAAGUUAAAGGAUAAGAUUAAUGGUGAAUGAUGGAUAAGAGACUACAUUUAAAUAUGUUUAUGACAAAAAUAAAAACGUUAUAAAAAAAACUUGAGAGCUCUUUUUUUCAACACUCACAUCUUAACGUUACCAGGAACUUCACACAGUGAGAAGUAAAAUCCUACAAUUAUUUGGUGUGAGUAAAUGUUUUCCCUACGGAAGGAACCUCAAAUAACAUCAGCGUACACAAUGAGGCAAAAGGGUGUAAAUAUUGGGAGUGUGAGAAUAUGUUACUCGCAAAGCCCCAUUAUAAAUUUACCAGAGUGAUUGUACAAGAGUUACAAGUAUGUGGGGAGUAGAUAAAAUGUUUUGCAGAGUACAGGAAGUCCUUGACUUAUGACCACAACUUGGGAUGGAUUUCUGCCUGUCGUAACUUGCUACUGUUGUUAAGUUAAGGAACCAGGUAUUUGUGUUAAUUUUUACUAGACUUUGUUGAUCUAUGAAAAGUGAAAAUUUAGAGA